Tribolium madens (black flour beetle) is the source of this 2130-nucleotide messenger RNA. RefSeq names its product nose resistant to fluoxetine protein 6-like. Gene Ontology annotation, molecular function: acyltransferase activity, transferring groups other than amino-acyl groups. NCBI's taxonomy places the organism in Eukaryota, Metazoa, Arthropoda, Insecta, Coleoptera, Tenebrionidae. The record is from RefSeq and is a predicted model, not a curated record. Bases 9 to 1988 code for a protein of 659 amino acids. The transcript has 10 exons.
GAGUCGCAAUGAAAAUAAUAGUUACCGUUUUGGGUUGUUUUUUCAUUCUUACAGUUCAAAAAUCUAACGCACAAUUAUUUAACCCAUCUCUAUUUUUCAGUUUAAUCAAGCCUACAGUUAUAAAUACAAUUGAAAACGGUGUCGAAGAAACACAAUGUGCCUCAGAUCUGAAAAAAUUCUUUACAGACUUGGUAGACCUGAAAUGGUGGGCGAUUAGAAUGUUUGAUGCUAGUAGCAAAUUACAUCCUGGGUUUUUCAAUGGUAAUUUUCGCCAAUUUGGGAACUACGACCAAUGUCUCAGUGUGACUGGGAGAGACAUAACUGGGCAAUAUUGUACAGUCUCGGUGAAAACGUUCGAAAAUACCACGAAAACGUUUUUCAACAUGGUCAAAAAUAUUGGUAAACAAAGAGGGACCGGGAAAAUCAUCGAUUGGAGUUUUUUUCUCAAAUAUACGAAAGCUUUCCUAGGUCUUUGUCUCCCCAAAUCGUGCUCAAUCAAAGACCUGAAUCGGUUGUGGGGCCACAUACAGAAACUUUUCCACAUACCAAUUGAAGCGAAAUUUUUGGAAGGAACUUGUGUUUCUGGAGACAAGCAAUACACAAGUACCAAUGAUUUCUAUGUCUUCUUAUUUUUUGGUGUGAUUUUAACCAUGGUAGUGUCAAGCACAAUUUAUGAUUUGUAUUUGCGAAAUUGUAAGUUUCAACCUGACAUUUUCGUCUCUUUUUCUCUCUACACCAACACCAAGCGACUUUUGUCAACACAGUGUGAAAAUGAUGGUCUGACUUGCUUGUAUGGUAUUCGGGUGCUGAGUAUGGCAUGGGUCAUCGUCGGCCAUAUUGCACUCACCCAGAUAUUUUCCUCCAACAUUAACACUCUCUACAUUAUCACUGAAUGGAAAACUAGUUAUGCGAGCACUUUUAUCACCGCAGCCCCAUACGCAGUAGAUACGUUUUUUUCAAUAAGUGGUCUUUUGGUAGUUUACAUCCAUUUGAAGUACUCAGAAAGGCUCAAAAUUAAUUUGUUAGUUUUCUACCUACACAGAGUAAUAAGGCUAGUACCAGCACUCCUUGCAACCCUUCUAAUUUACACAAAUCUGUACAAAUACGUAAGCGAAGGGCCUCUCUGGCCCUUAAUUGUUAAAAAAUUGCAAGUCCCCUGUGAGUACACAUGGUGGGCAACAUUAUUUUUUUUCAGCAAUUAUCUUAAUUUUAAUAACAAGUGUAUGCAACAUUCUUGGUACUUAUCAGUGGAUACCCAGCUCUAUGUGGUGGUAGCACCCAUCAUACUUUAUUAUAUAAAGAAAAACCCAUCAAAAACUCUACUUGGAAUUACAGUUGUUUGCUUAUUGUCGAUUUUGUACACUUUUUUGAUAGUUGUUUAUUACAAUAUUGGAUUUAUAUCAUACUGGGAAAUGGAUGAAAAUGAUUCAAGAAUAACGUAUUUUAAUCCAUUGUCACGCAUGCCUCCUUGGUUAGUUGGCACUGUUUUGGGGUACUUGCUUUACCAAAAGAAAAAGUUUCAAAUUCCCCCAAAAACGAAUUUUCUACUAUGGACAACUUCGUUGCUACUUAUGUUGCAAUUAAUUUUGUAUCACCAGGUUUUUUUGAAUUCUCCUCACAAUGUCUUUCGAUCGGCUUUUUUCAACAGUUGCUCAAGACUCCUCUGGUCUUUAUCUGUUUGUUUUAUCGUUUUUAGUUGCAGCACCGGACAUGGAGGAAUUAUCAACAAUUUUUUGUCCCACCCCGUUUUUAUUGUUUUGGGCAAACUUACCUACAGCAUGUACCUGACUCACGUCUUGGUCAUAAUGGUUGUGACAGGAAAUCAAAAAUAUGCAAGAUAUUUUAGCAAUUUUGGAUUGUUUUGCGACUUUUGUAGCAAUUCGGUUAUCAUCGUCGUAUGUUCGACUUUGAUGUGCUUGUUUUUUGAGACACCUUUUAUAUCUAUGUUGAAACAUUUGGAUAAACGAAAACAUGUUAAGCAUUCGUGAUUGUGUGAAUAAAACAAUAAAAAUAGCGUUUUUAGACACGGAACUACUUUAUUUUAAGCAUAUUUCAAUCAUCAGUGAUGAAGUAAUUUGUUUAAAACCAUUUAAGUACAUUAACCAUGAAUAACUCUUACCUUGAGUGUUA